Pocillopora meandrina is the source of this 1970-nucleotide messenger RNA. The record is from the annotation of a GenBank genome assembly. Lineage: Eukaryota; Metazoa; Cnidaria; Anthozoa; Scleractinia; Pocilloporidae.
AUGGAUCUUUAUUUCUCCGCAGCUCCUGGUCCAUCAGAUUGGUAUAUAAAAUGGGAACGAUGUGGUGGUAAUCGGCAAUCUCCGAUCAACAUCGACACGACUCGGGUGAGAGAGAGAAAGUACCGAACUCUGAAAAUAGAAUUCGACAACUCCAGAGGCCUGGUCGCUGGGGACCUGGAAAAUAAUGGAAACUAUCCCACUUUUUCUGUUGAUAAGAGCAAAGGAACAGCGAGACUUAAAGGAAGUCGGCUUACAGACACGUACGUACUGAAAGGGUUCCACGUGCACUUCGGAUGCGAAAACGAUCGGGGAUCGGAACACACUCGUAAUGGCCGACGUUAUUCUGACGAGGUAAUAAGAUGCUACACUCGUUUCCUUUCCAAAGGGGAAUUUCUUGUGAUUUUUUUGUUUCGCGUCUUCCCUCAAAUCACACAAAAAAUUCACGUUUUGAUUUGUGGAAGGGACCAGAGGCCUUUCAUUCAGUCCCAAUGCUCAGUUUAGAUCUCUGUUAAAAUUCCAAUACUCAUUGGCAGAACUUCUGCUUUUCUUCCAGGUUCAUUUUCUCUUUGAAGAUCCAAGUGGACGAUAUGCAGUCGUAGCCUUUUGGCAUGACAAAGCAGAAUAUUCGCCCAUUCACGACUUUAACUUAAUUCGGUAUCUUGGGGGUUUUUCGAAGGAAGGGCAGUGAUACCGUACCCAGCUUUCAUUUCCAUCUUAUAUUACAUUACGGAAUGCUUUUCCGAAUAUACGAGACGAAAGUCUUUCUAAUUUAUGAAUCGGAAGGGCGGAAAAGGAGGUUUAAUAAUUUGUAACGUAUUUUUUGUAACGCUCUGUUUGUAUUCAUACCUAAUUUUCUUGUUCAGCAUUCUACUACGAAAGAAAACGUGAUUCUAGGAAGGUUUGCAAAUCAGCUGGAAAAGAUUAAAGAAGUCGGUAAGUGAGUUAAAAUGUAUACUCCAUCCACACCAAAGAUUUAAUGUGUUUUAAAGCUGUUUUGUUAAACACUGUUUCAUUUGUUUUCGUAGAAGCUUCUUAAACCAAUUUUUCGCGACUUCCAAUGUUGCGCUUUGAAAAUACGAAAGUAGCUAUUUCUUGAUUCAUGGAAAACUCAGUUUUUCAGUUCUCUGCUUUUGAGUUUCGUUGAAUGAAAAUAUUGAAAUUAAAAAUUGAUUCCACAGAUCAGUCUACGGAAAUAAAGAAGGCGAUUGGAAUUACUCUGAUGGAUCUUAUACCACACAAAAGUCGGCAACGAAAAACCUUGAUAUUGGCAGACUAUUACUACUAUAAAGGCUCCCUAACCACCCCUCCCUGCUGCGAAAAUGUGUCAUGGUUCAUUUUGAAACCAAGAGUUCCUAUUACAGACUAUGAGGUAUUUAUGAAACAGCAGGGGCGGACCAUAAAUUUUUCAUAAGGCGGGGGGGGGGGACGUGCAAACUAAGCUUGGAAAUAUUCCAAAUAAACAUAAAAGGGCGGGAAAAAGAGAGCGAUAAAGUCCUGAAUAGUAAUAUGUUAGCUUUCCAACUAAUUGGUUGAGAGGAGUAUAGAUAUACAGCUAAUGAUUGAAACAAUGCAAUUACAGAUGACUUUCAAUAAGAACUUCACCCUUUACACCCUGACAUCAUUAUGCUGACAAGGAGACUUUCACAAAAGAUAAAGAGCUUCUUUGCAGAUCGUUUUCAUUAUAUUCUCGUGACCUUCAUGUCUGAUUCAGGGGGAAUAUUGUAGGGAGAAACUCUUAGGAGUCAAACAAAAUCUACAAUAUUUUCUUUAGAAUAGAAUGUGACCAAUUCAAUAAAUACACGAGCAAAACGACUUCAUCUGUUUCUCUUUGUUUGUUUCGUUUACAGCUGUCGCAGUUCAGGACAUUGGAGGGCCGUUAUCCCAAGGACCCCCCGGCCAUGUGUGACAACUACAGACCACUUCAGCCGCGGAAUGGCCGCCGAGUUUAUUCCGUCACUAACUUGAAGUAA